AUGCCCCAGAUGUACAAUAUGCCUCCGUACAAUAUGUCUCCUCCCAUCAACAACUUCGCGCACCAGAGUGGUUAUUUCGGAUCCGCUGCUCCACCACCAACGGCGCAACAAGACACCACUUCUGAAUAUCCGCUGCACCAGAAUGAAACGGAAGCCCACACAUUCUACCCAGUGGGCCGCACAACUUCUCAUGGCUCAGCAUUGAGCCUACCCCCACCCGAGUCGCCAAAUGCUUUGUACAUGCACGUGCUGGGACCACGGAUGCAAUGGACGCCAGUUCUCGACCUUUUCGAACUUGCUACGCCACCAAAGAGAGAAAAGUGGUAG
Molecule: messenger RNA, 327 nt
Organism: Fonsecaea monophora
Lineage: Eukaryota; Fungi; Ascomycota; Eurotiomycetes; Chaetothyriales; Herpotrichiellaceae
Exons: 2
Coding region: 1-327 (108 amino acids)
Source: RefSeq, a predicted model, not a curated record